AUGGCCGAGCAGGUGCCCAAGUCAGUGCUAUUCGUGUGCCUGGGUAACAUCUGUCGGUCACCGAUUGCAGAAGCAGUUUUCAGAAAACUUGUAACUGACCAAAAUGUUUCAGAUAAUUGGAGGAUAGACAGUGCAGCGACAUCCACGUAUGAAGUAGGGAACCCUCCUGAUUAUCGGGGGCAAAGCUGCAUGAAGAGGCAUGGUAUUCCCAUGAGUCACGUAGCCCGGCAGGUGACCAAAGAAGACUUCACCACAUUUGAUUAUAUACUGUGUAUGGAUGAAAGCAAUCUGAGGGAUUUGAAGAGAAAAAGUAAUCAAGUUAAAAACUGCAAAGCUAAAAUUGAACUACUUGGGAGCUAUGAUCCACAAAAACAGCUUAUUAUUGAAGACCCUUAUUAUGGGAAUGACUCUGACUUUGAGGCGGUGUACCAACAGUGUGUCAGGUGUUGCUCGGCGUUCCUGGAGAAGGCGCACUGAGGCUGGCCAUGCUCUGCUGCAGGCGGUGAUCCGUCCCCACCCUCUGCAUUUCUCAGCCAGUGUGCUCUACAGUCCAA
Cynocephalus volans (Philippine flying lemur) is the source of this 554-nucleotide messenger RNA. Its product is annotated as low molecular weight phosphotyrosine protein phosphatase. Lineage: Eukaryota; Metazoa; Chordata; Mammalia; Dermoptera; Cynocephalidae. Gene Ontology annotation, cellular component: cytoplasm. The record is from RefSeq and is a predicted model, not a curated record. Gene Ontology annotation, biological process: protein dephosphorylation. Gene Ontology annotation, molecular function: acid phosphatase activity; non-membrane spanning protein tyrosine phosphatase activity. The transcript has a single exon. Bases 1 to 477 code for a protein of 158 amino acids.